Paramecium sonneborni is the source of this 1064-nucleotide messenger RNA. NCBI's taxonomy places the organism in Eukaryota, Ciliophora, Oligohymenophorea, Peniculida, Parameciidae. The record is from the annotation of a GenBank genome assembly.
AUGAUGAGAAGAAUGUAUCAUGUCCUCAUGAUAUAAGGUAUUCUUAUUUUCAAUAGUAAUUAGUAAAUUAAUAAAGAAAUGCAUUUAGUUAGAUGUGUUUCUAGAGAUAAUUACAACCAAAAUUUAUAAGACUCAAGCCAUAACUGAUAAGGGUAAUAAAUCAAUUUAUUAUAAAUGGAAAAAUACAAACAAGUUACUUAAAAAGUCUGGCUGAAUAGGAUUUAAGGCAGGUGCUACUCCUAAUCCUGAACCAUGCUUUACAGGAUAUUAUAAAAAUGAUAAUCUAGAAGUUAUAAUUAUUGUCUUAAAUUGUUCUUGAUGAGUUAAAGAUUUAGAGAUGCAGAAGUAUUACUUGUCUCAGCAUUAAAAUGAUAAUAUUAAUUUAUUUAUUAAAUUUAUAUCAAUGAGUGAUAUAUUAGUAAUCACUUAAGAGCUAAUCAACGAUGAUAAUAGGUAAUUUUUAGAAUUAUGUAUUUAGAACCAUCAAUUGCUUCACAGUAAGCGAUCCAAGAAGAAAGAAUAAAUUCAUAUAUCAAUAUUUGUCUGAUUUCUAUUUAUCUUUUACAAUUCUUUUAGAAAAUCUCCAUCUAUGUACUAUGGUGAUUUAAUUAACGUCUGACUCAAGAAAAUUAUUAAUCUAAUUAAUGUAAAGUUUAGCUGAAAGAUUGACAUAAACUUAAAAAUAAAUCUUUUUUGAUAAUUUUGAUGAGGAAGUAUUGUGGGAAUGCGAUUUUUUUUUUUAGGAUACAUUUUCUUAAAGAAAGAGGAAAAUUAAUACAGAUAUUAUCAAUUUUUGUCAAAAUAAAUUUUGGUCUAUGAAAGAUGAAAACGAAGGUUAUAGCAAAUUGAUGGUUGAAGUUUUAGAUUCAUCAAAACGCAUUGAUAUCUAUGAUGAAGAAAAUUAAUAAAGAAUUGAAAAUAUUAUUCAUUUAAUUGGAUAUUUUAAUUUUGAUCCAGAUAGAGUUGUUGAUAUCAUCAUUCUCCAUCUAGUUUAUCAUAAAUAACAUAAUCAAAAGAAUGAUAAUUCAUUUUUCAUAAUCUCAAAGAAUCAAUAUUCAAUAUGA